This is a messenger RNA of Triplophysa dalaica, 2397 nucleotides long. RefSeq names its product cadherin-related family member 5b (gene cdhr5b). Gene Ontology annotation, cellular component: adherens junction; catenin complex; membrane. Gene Ontology annotation, biological process: calcium-dependent cell-cell adhesion; cell-cell junction assembly; adherens junction organization. The coding region runs from base 1 to 2397 and encodes 798 amino acids. The transcript has 18 exons. Gene Ontology annotation, molecular function: calcium ion binding; cadherin binding. Lineage: Eukaryota; Metazoa; Chordata; Actinopteri; Cypriniformes; Nemacheilidae. The record is from RefSeq and is a predicted model, not a curated record.
AUGUCGGUUCUCACUGGUCUGAUGAAGGCGUCCGUCCUUGCCGUCUUACUCCUGCAGUGGACAACCAGUCAUCCGGUUCUGGGCAGAUAUCUUGAAGAAGAAGACAGCCUCACCAGAACGGACAGCUUCUCUCCCAUCGAGCUGUUUCCCAGGGAUGAGGCAGAUAUGACUGUUGACCUGAGAAGCGGUUCCAGGAGAUCUUGGCUUCAGGCGAGGCAGCUGGGCGACAUCGAGUUCACAAACAGAUACGCUGAACUUCUCAAAUCCAAAGCUAAAGUCACCUCCAUGUGUUCCUUCCUCAAACGAAUGCAGAACAGCAAGAAAAGCAAUGUCGGUGGAGAUGAAGACCGACUGAUGUUCAUGAUGAAACAGUAUUCAUCAGACGCGGGGGUCACAGCCAAAAUCAGUAGAGAAGUCCCAGCAGGUCUCUUCAGCAUCAACGGCCUCAAUGUCAUCGCCAUCACUGUACUUGACUUUGAGACAUUUGACAAAGCCAACCCCUAUGAAGUGGACAUCGAGUGUACCAAAGAUGGUUUCAGCCCUACAACACUGAAUCUGAAAAUAAUAGUGGAAAACAUCAACGAUAACGCUCCUGUAUUUGAAUUAAAUGAGUACAUAUUAAAUGUCAAUGAGCUACAAAAAGAGAAUACAAUUGUUGGACACUUCAAAGCGACUGAUGCUGAUGAAGGCGAUCAAAUUUCCUAUCGGCUUGAUUCUCCUGAGGGAGAUUUUGCCCUAGAAAGUGAUUUCAAUCCUAACAUUCUGGUGAAGAAACUUCUGGAUUAUGACAAAGUAAAAAAAGUCACCAUGACUCUUUAUGCACAGGACAUGGUGUCCAACAGCGGCUCCACAAUCAUAACGGUCAACAUCGUAGACGUGGACAAUCGGCCGCCGUGGUUCCAACCCUGUACAGAAUCUCAGAUCGGUGUCAGCACAGUGUGCAUCAGCUCUGGAUACACAGGGACGGUCAACUUAACCCAACAAGCGGUAGGUCCUUUGUCCUUGAUGCCAGGUCCGGUCAGAGCCAUCGAUGGUGACAAAGGGAUAAACGAACCUAUUGGUUACAGAUUCCUUGAAGAAAAUGACAUUUUUGAUAUCAACCCUGACAGUGGCGACAUCACAACGAAGAAACCCGUCGAUGUUGCAGGUCCGAUCGUUCUUAUGGUCAUGGCAUAUCAGAAACUGAACAGCGAUCAGUACACAACUAACACGGUCGUCUUGAGGGUGGUGUCGGCUAGUAUACACCCUCCCAAAUUUGUGAAGUCCAAUUACGAAGGGUUUAUCUCAGAGGACGCAGGUGUGGACAGUCUGGUGCUGGAGAGCAAAACGUCUAUAAGACCCCUGCGAGUUCAAGCUACAGAUGACGACUUUGCUAACGGGGUGAAUCCUGACAUUAGAUUUGAGGUCAUUGGCGGGACUGACUUCGUCAUUACUCCUGAAGGUUUCAUCCUCAUGGUACAGGAGGUUUCCGUAGGAAGUGUGAAUUUGCAAAUGAGGGUGGUUGACACGACCAAUGAUGAAUCGAGCAUCACCUCUCUUACAGUUGAGGUCACUCCAGGUAAGACCACAAGCACAGUUAAAACCACAGAACAGACGACAGAACACACAACAGAUAAGACCACAGAUCAGACCACAGAUCAGACCACAGAUCAGACCACAGAUCAGACCACAGGCACACAGUUAACAGACAGCAUUCCCACUACUCACCCGGACAUCCACACAACUCUUGGCCACACCACAGAAAACAACCAGUUGCGAGUUGGCGGGUACAGAGCGGAGGAUAUGGCCGCUGUAGGUGCCAGUCUGGCUGUGAUCAUCGUUCUCUGUCUGGUUGGCAUCGGACUGCUGGCACAUCACGUCAAGAGCCAUAACUCAGACUGGAAGAAGCUUUCUGAGGCCAGCGUCUUCAGAAGCAACAUGGGUGGGGGUCCAGGAGGCCCUAAGGAGGGCGUGCAGUACACUAACGAGGGCUUCCAGAAUGACGGGGAUUCUGGAAGCGUGAGCUCCGGGCUUGCCGCACACCUGGAGAGGAAACUGGAGUCCGGGGCGAGGUCUUCUCCGGAGCCGACGCUCAACACCGCAUCCGUUCCCCAGACGAGAGCCGCACCUGACUCCAGCAGCCUGGCCAGUGUGGAUAUGGAGAAAGAGGUCAAACCCAUCCUGACCAAAGAGCGACGGGCAGAGGAGGGCUACAAAGCCGUCUGGUUUAAGGAAGACAUCGACCCCGACACUAAAGAGGAAGUGGUCAUCAUUCCUGACACGGGUGAACCGGCAGAUCAUGACGAGGAUGAUGACGAUGAUGAAGAUGAUGAAGAACAUAUGAAAACAGAGCCUGCGGGAAGAUUUCCUAGAGAUUCAGACUCAGAGGAUGAAGAAGGGUUAACGUCUGAUUUGUAG